AAAACUCAACAUGAGAUGAAUUGGAAAAUGUAGCGUCUGCGUGGUUCGUUGUUUGACCUUGAAAUGCGCAAUUAGAACACAGGAGUUUUUCAAAACAAACAAACGUGUCUCCAAGUGAUAAUCUGCAACAAUAAUCUUGCCUUUUCCCGCAGAGUAAUUUGCAUUCAAAUGACGCUCAUCUUCGCCAUGAUUUUCCUGUUCGAGUACUUCAACUGUAUCAUGUAUCUGAGCGACUUCAACCCCGUGUCGGUGUACUGCUUGCCGGAUUGCUACUUGGUCCUGCUGACGGGUGUCACCGCAGAGUCCCAGAUCGUGGGCUACAUCAAACUGCUCCAAAUGCGUUUUCAGCUCAUCGACCAACUACUGACUCGGUUUAAUGAGUCGAAUUUGGCGGCUGCGGUCGGAGAAGAUUCCACAUCUUUAUCAUCUUUAUCUAAACUGGUUCCCUUGGCGCCCGUUAAAGCUAACCCGACAACGCCGUCGAAUGAUACAAAGUUCGAGCUUAAUGAGCUGGAACCGCACCACUCGGUUGACAGCAGUAGUUUUAGCGUGGCGGCGAAGAAACGACAUCACCACAGUUUCCAACUGCUUUCAGACCCAACUGAUGCUGCUAACAAUGCGUUCGUUAAGGAAAUAGUCCCUGAACGGGGAAUGUGGCGACCAACUUCACUGCGAAUCGACCAACCACGUUUCCGUCGCGAGCUGUGCGGUGCAAAUGCUGCGAAAACUCUGCAUUGGGAAAAUGGAGUUAACGCUGUACGAAAGCUGCUUUUUAGAUUGCUCCUGCAUCGCCCAACAUCGGACGAGGAUCUCACGGAACGCAUCUGGGAGGUACUCAACACGUUCUACUGGGCAGCGUUUAGUGCGUACCGGAUAUUCCGCAUCUGCAACAUAUGUAACGCAACAAAAAACGAGGUCAAGCUUUUCUCUCUGCAACUGUUGCAGCAAAAAGUGGAAUUCACUGCAUGCGGACUGUUUUCCAUCGAUCAUGGAUUGGUUUUCAAUAUUGUUGGAGCCGUCGCUACAUACAUCCUGAUAUUACUGCAAUUUGAUGUAGCUCAAAACAGAUCACAGUGGCAACGAAAUGGCUAGAGCUUGAAAAUGAAAUAAUGCAGGAUUGUCUGUCUGUCUAUCGUCCGUUGCGCUGUUAUCGCACUGUGUGAACAACACUUUUCCACUGUGUACAACCACGCAGUUCAUCUGGCCUUCCGCCUGCAUAUAGACUUUAGUCACAACGUGAGCACAUGCAUUUCCUCGAGCGGAUGGCAGGAUGGCAGAACGAUAAGAAUGACUUCAUUUGAGUGUAUAGCCUCAUCUCAUACCUAAUUGAAUCAAGGAGCGUUGUUGAAUAAUGAAUCUUACAUACGGGUAUA
Molecule: messenger RNA, 1373 nt
Organism: Aedes albopictus (Asian tiger mosquito)
Lineage: Eukaryota; Metazoa; Arthropoda; Insecta; Diptera; Culicidae
Exons: 4
Coding region: 169-1092 (307 amino acids)
Biological process (GO): chemosensory behavior; male courtship behavior; sensory perception of taste
Cellular component (GO): neuronal cell body; membrane; axon
Molecular function (GO): sweet taste receptor activity
Source: RefSeq, a predicted model, not a curated record